AACAGUUGUAAUUUGUUACUAUGACACUACUGCAUCAAUCAGUGUUAUUUUCAUAUGUUAUUUAAACUCAGUGCUUGAAAAGUACGAAAAUAUCAUUUUUUUAACAGCUGUGUUGAAAGAUUACAAAACAUUUAAAUCAUGAUUGUUUUUGGUCACAAGAAAAUUCUUAGUGGAGUUUCAUCAAAAUAAGUGUGUUAUUCUAAAGCAUUUUGUAUCUAAAUUCUCAGUUCUCACAUAUUUACAUUACAAUUUAAACAUCGACAAGAGAUAAACAAUUAUUUUUGUUGUAUGCUGGACAACACUGAACAUUUAUGGGAAGGUUUGGAAUAGUUUAGGGUAAGCAAACGACAUAAACCUAUUUCUCAAUGAUGAAAUGCAACAUUUUAUUGCUUGUUCAGCAAUAGGCAACACAGCAUGCCAUCUCUAAAAGGUUAAGGUAGGAAAACCUAUUUGUUUUUUAGCAAUUUUAAAUGCUUAUUGGAAUGAAAUUUCAAAAUUGAUCGAAACUUAAAACCUUUAUUCCAUCUGGACUUCUUAUCAAUCAUUUAAUGGUAGAGUUUUUGAAACAAUUUUAUAAAAUUCGAAGAGCAAACCAUUCAAUGAGCAACUGCAAAGACAUGUUGAGAAAUAAAAACAACAUUUAAUUAAGAAUCUUUGAGGAACAUCACCUAAUUAACAACAUAUUCAAAGAACAAGCACGAACAAUUUGAGAAACUUUUAAGCAACAAUUAAAGACAAAAAACCAAGAUGGCGGAUGACAAACUGAAUGUUGACAACAUUAUAUCUCGGCUGCUAGAAGUGAAGGGCGCCAAAAGCCAGAAAUCAGUAAUGUUGACAGAAAACGAAGUUCGGUCACUUUGUCUAAAGUCACGUGAGGUAUACCUCUCUCAACCAAUGCUUCUAGAGCUGGAAUCACCCCUGAAGGUAGUUGGAGACAUCCAUGGACAGUAUUACGACCUUCUGAGAUGGUUUGAUUCGGCCGGGUAUCCCCCAGACUCCAACUACCUGUUCCUGGGCGAUUAUGUAGAUCGCGGCAAGCAUAGUCUGGAGACCAUUUGUUUGAUGAUGGCCUACAAGAUUAAACAUCCGGAGAACUUUUUCAUGUUGCGUGGGAACCAUGAGUGUGCCUCGAUCAACCGUAUCUACGGGUUCUAUGAUGACUGCAAGAGGCGAUACAGCAUCAAACUGUGGAAGACAUUUACAGAUGUGUUCAAUUGUUUUCCGGUGGCAGCAGUUAUCGAGGAGAAGAUCUUCUGCUGUCAUGGUGGUAUCAGUCCGGACCUGCGCAAUUUCGACCAGAUCAGAGAAAUAGAAAGACCAAUUGAUGUACCGGAUAAAGGGUUGAUCUGCGAUCUGCUGUGGGCCGAUCCAGACAAGGAGACGGUCGGUUGGGCGCAGAACCAGAGGGGCGUGUCCUACACGUUUGGAGCCGAGGUGGUCAACAAAUUCCUUCAGGACCACGACCUCGAUCUCAUCUGCCGCGCCCACCAAGUGGUCGAGGACGGCUACGAGUUCUUCGCCAAAAGGCAGGUGGUCACUAUCUUCUCGGCUCCAAACUACUGCGGCGAAUUCGACAAUUCGGGAGGUAUGAUGGUUGUUGACGAGAAUCUGAUGUGCUCGUUCAAAAUUUUGAAACCGAAAAUCUCGUCUGGCGCCCAGAAAUCGAAGUGGAGUCGGGUUUAAGAGAUGCUUUUUCAAAAAAUAUAUUUGUAAUUUUGAUUAUGACAAUUAUAAACACAUUUAAUAAAGUAUGAUUUCAUUUUUUCA
Molecule: messenger RNA, 1767 nt
Organism: Nilaparvata lugens (brown planthopper)
Lineage: Eukaryota; Metazoa; Arthropoda; Insecta; Hemiptera; Delphacidae
Product: serine/threonine-protein phosphatase alpha-2 isoform
Exons: 1
Coding region: 748-1683 (311 amino acids)
Cellular component (GO): cytoplasm; nucleus
Molecular function (GO): protein serine/threonine phosphatase activity
Source: RefSeq, a predicted model, not a curated record